Messenger RNA from Arabis nemorensis, 219 nucleotides. NCBI's taxonomy places the organism in Eukaryota, Viridiplantae, Streptophyta, Magnoliopsida, Brassicales, Brassicaceae. The record is from the annotation of a GenBank genome assembly.
AUGUCUAGUUCCGAUCAAAAUCGCCACCACCAACGAUCGUCUUGUAACUGUCAACAGCUUCCACCUCUACCACGACCGACUAAUUCUUCUCGACCGGUGGUGGUGGCUCCAUCGAAGGUUUCGAAGCGUGUGCUUCUCCGUGUAGCUUCCGUCGCGUGUAGGAUUCAAUUUGGUUGGGCGGUUCAGCAUCGUUGCUCACACCGUACGUUCAGGAGCUAG